AUGGGAAUAGAGAAUUACUUUUUGAAAUAUGUUAAAGUUACAUAUCUUAGUAGGAGAAGAAGUGAAAUGAUAAAAACUAUAGAAAAUUUGAAAAAGAAUAUUUAUACAUAUAAUAAUUAUAGUUGUAAGAAUAUUAUUUACCACAUGAAUGAAGAUGAAGAAAAUUUCAAAAAUCAAUUUAAUGUUAAAAUUGAUGAAAAUAUUUUGAAUAUACUAAACUUGAUUAACCCAUUGAAUUUAAAUAAUGAGAAAAAUAGUGAGUUACCUAUUUCUAAUAAUAUAAAUAAAGAUUAUAACAAUUUAAAAGAGAAUAAUAAAAAUAUAUCUGAUGAGAAUAGUAUUAACAAAAAUUAUUUAAACAAAAAUAUUAUGAAUGAUAAAAAUACCUAUAUAUUAAAAUAUAAAAUAAAUCAUAUAAUUGGCAAAAGAGGAAAAAGAGAGCAGUAUAGAUAUACCUAUUUGAAAUCACCAUUCAAAUAUAAAUAUGCAUUAAGACAUUACGUUUUUGAAAAAUAUAAAUAUCAUUUUUACUUUUAUAACAUUACCCAUUUUAAUAUAAAUAUUAUUUUUAAUAUAAUUUUAUCAUCUAUGACUAGUAACACAUCAGUAAAAUGCAAUAUUAAUUGGUUUUAUCCCGGUGAUAACUUAUUUGAUUCUAUGUUUUUUAGAAAAUCAUUUAACAUUUUUAUUGAAAAUAAUAUUAAAUCAUCUAUAAUGAAUUCCAAUAUAAAAAAUCAAAUGGAAGAAUUAAAAAAUUUAGAGGAAAGAAAUAAAUUAGAACACCAUUUCUAUGAUAUUAAUUUAGAUUUAAAUAAAUAUAAUAUACAAGAUUUAUUACCAUUAUUUUUAGAAAAUAAGCUAUUUAGUGAAAAUUAUAAAAAAUUAAUUUUAUUAGAAGAAAAAAGUUUUAAACAAAUGAAAAAAAAAAUUCGUAAAAAAAAUGUACAUUGGUUCUUAAAUAAAAACCCAAAUGUUUAA
Molecule: messenger RNA, 978 nt
Organism: Plasmodium gallinaceum
Lineage: Eukaryota; Apicomplexa; Aconoidasida; Haemosporida; Plasmodiidae
Product: conserved Plasmodium protein, unknown function
Exons: 1
Coding region: 1-978 (325 amino acids)
Source: RefSeq, a predicted model, not a curated record